CGGAGCUUGAACAUCUUGAUCUCAAAGCCCUUGAUGGAGAAGAAGAGACGAGCCAGGAUUAACGUGUCUCUGGAGCAACUGAAGGCUCUGCUAGAAAAGCACUAUUCUCACCACAUCAGGAAGCGCAAGCUGGAGAAGGCAGAUAUCCUGGAGCUGAGCGUCAAGUACAUGAAAAGCCUCCAGAAUUCGGUGCAAGGUAAAAGCUCCGUUGCCCUCCCGGGUCACGGGUGCAGUUUCUAUGAAUCCCUUGGAGCCUCCGUGGCUCGCAGGCUGGGGGGCGCAGUGCCGGCCUUGCCGCAGCGCCCGCGGGUGUCACUGGAGCCCCCAGAGGGAGGGGCGGAGAAACCCGCCGGCUUCCGGAGCUGCCUGCACGGGGUGAACCAGUUCCUGCUGCGCUCCGAGGGGGCCUGCGAAGCUUCCUCCUUCCACCUGCUGCAGGAGCUCGCCCGGGCCUCCCCGCGGGUGAGCGGCUCCGGCUGCAGGACCACGGACAGCAGCCCCAUCGCGCCGCGCCCGGAGCCUCGGGGCUCCCGGCCCGGCGGCCGCGCGGCGGAGCAGAGGGGCCCUUUGCAGAAAGCCGGCGGCUCCACCCAGCGCCCCCGGGCCCCCAGCUCCCAGCCCCGGACUGAGCCGGGCGCUGCUGCCCCGCGGCGCGGCCCCGCGGAGCUCAGACCCUCCGUGCCCAGCAGGAGCCAGGCGCUGUGGCGGCCCUGGUAG
Messenger RNA from Mauremys mutica (yellowpond turtle), 717 nucleotides. It is a transcript of the gene HES3, whose product is annotated as hes family bHLH transcription factor 3. Gene Ontology annotation, molecular function: DNA-binding transcription factor activity, RNA polymerase II-specific; protein dimerization activity; RNA polymerase II cis-regulatory region sequence-specific DNA binding. Gene Ontology annotation, cellular component: nucleus. The transcript is spliced from 5 exons. The record is from RefSeq and is a predicted model, not a curated record. Lineage: Eukaryota; Metazoa; Chordata; Testudines; Geoemydidae. Gene Ontology annotation, biological process: regulation of neurogenesis; anterior/posterior pattern specification; regulation of transcription by RNA polymerase II. The coding region runs from base 34 to 717 and encodes 227 amino acids.